Closterium sp. NIES-67 is the source of this 2303-nucleotide messenger RNA. Lineage: Eukaryota; Viridiplantae; Streptophyta; Zygnematophyceae; Desmidiales; Closteriaceae. The record is from the annotation of a GenBank genome assembly.
UCAGCUACGUAAGCGGUAACGCUGCAUUAUCAUUCUGGUAAAUAUUUAUUCCAGUGCCACGAGGUUUCCCAGCUAUCCGAUAUCUCGAGGUAUCAGAUACCAUUAUUCCUUCGCUGGUCAUCGAUAGUACCGUUUCAUGCGCCGGGAAAGCUGUGGAAGCCUGGAACUUUUUGGAAUAGGCCGUCAGCGUUUCUCGUCAUUUGUCAAUUGAAAUAAACGACUCAGGCGAGAAGAGACGCAAGCUGCGCGGUAUUGUGGCGGAGGCGCCUCAGGGAAGCACAGCCCAGGCAGACGAGCGAGCGCGGAAUAAUGGCGCGGAUACACGCGACGGCUCACGUGGGCUUACGGGUUCUAAGACUGGCAGCAGCAGCAGCAGCAGCAGCAAGAAGAACCCUAGGACGAGCGGAACUACUGCUGCCGCUGCUGCUGCUGGCGGUGUGCUUCAUGGCUCCAGUGGUGGCGGGUGCCGAUCCAUACGCAGACACGGGCCCCAUAGAUCCGGAGACGGACCCCGCGGUGCUGGCGCGCAUGCUUCCGCUGAACGUGCGCGCGGGCGGGCCGUUCGCGGACUGGAUCACGGGGGAGCGCGAGUGGUUCAACGUCAACUACUACUUCGGCAAGGGAGGCAACGACCUGCUGGACACGCAGCGCAGCAACGACGUGAUCUGGGGGGGUGACGGCGACGACGGGCUGUACGGCGAGGACGGCAACGACACCAUGAUGGGCGGCCCGGGCAACGACCUGCUCUGCGGGGCCCCCGGCCGCGACAUCAUCUACGGCGAGGAGGGAGACGACACGGUGCUGGGGGACCCGUGUGGCAUUGGGAACAUCUGCGAGGGGCCGCAGGUUGUCUACAACGACUGGAUCCACGGCGGACCUGGCAAGGACGUGCUGAACGGGCAGAAGGGCGACGAUGAGAUCUACGGGGGGACAGGCGACGACAGGCUGUAUGGGGGGGACGACAACGACUACCUGAACGGCGAGGAGGGCAACGACGCGCUCUUUGGCGAGGCGGGCAACGACUACCUCGUGGGGGGCCCAGGCAACGACACUCUAUAUGGAGCUGCUGGCACCGACACCCUAUACGGCGGCCCCGGAUUCGACAUUUUAAGGGGCGGGGGAGGCACCAACAUCUUUGUGGUGGACGCCCAACCAUGCGGCACAUUCGACCAGAUCCGAUACUUCGUCCCCAAGAACGGCGACCGGGUCAUUGUGGUGGCGGGAGGAGGCGCCGUGGGAGGGGAGCUGCUAAAGAAGGGCAGAUCGGCGGUGACAGUGAAGACAGUGAAGCACGUUACGGGCAUAUACGUGGACGGGUGCGCCAAGCCCAUUGCUGUGUUCACAGGCGUGGACGUGCCCCCUGCGCCCAUCGCCAAGGCGCUCAAGCUGCAGGCCGACCCUCCGCCUCCUCCCAGCUGGGUCGUGGGCUACAUCCCUCCGCCCAUCCCUGGCAAGAACGGCGUGCCCGCGAUCCCCCCUGACAACGUGCUGCAGGGCAGUCCGUUCGGGGACAACCUGUAUGGGCUCAACCACUCCAAGGAGAUUGGCAACUUCAUGUUUGGGCUGUCGCUGAACGACAAGCUGGUGGGGGGCCCCGGGCCGGACGUCAUUCUGGGGGGCAACCACAACGACACCAUCAUUGGGGGCGCGGGGGACGACCGACUGUCUGGCGGGUCGGGCUACGAUCUGAUUCUCGGUGGCGCGGGCAGGGACGCGCUGUUUGGGGGGCACAACGUGGAUAUACUCUACGGGGGGGGCUGGGGCAACUGGAUCACAGGGGGGGACUCCUCAGAUAAGAUCUACGUGGAUGCUCCCACCAGCUGCACAGCCACAGGGCCUGCCCCCGAUGUCAUCAACGACUAUGAUACAGACAAGAUAUUCAUCGUGGGUUCGCUCACCUCCCUCUCUCAGCUCUCCAUCUCCACCAUUGCCACAGGCACCACCAUCGCACUCAAGGGGUGUGCUACUCCAUUCAUCUUUGUGAGAGGGGUCAGCAACCUCCCCACGUCCAACAUGUUCUUCACCACUUCGGCUGGCAUUCCUACAAAGCCCUAACCAGUGUCUACUUCGGGUGGUGAAGGCAUAUUAGCAUGCCGCAUCAUGGAUGGUGUUCAGCUGUACUAAAGACGUGUCGAAUUUAGAGAUCGGCUGUUGUGUAUUCUCAAUAAUUUGUAUUAUGUGGUAUGCAGGCCCUCAGAUUCGAAUUUGGGCACCCUGAGCCCUCAGGGUUCAUCCUCUGAAAAGUGUGCACCCCUCGGGGUUUGAGAUGCACAGGGCACUUUUCAAAGUGCAGCUUUUUCGUU